Polypterus senegalus (gray bichir) is the source of this 6059-nucleotide messenger RNA. RefSeq names its product interferon-induced very large GTPase 1-like. The record is from RefSeq and is a predicted model, not a curated record. The coding region runs from base 27 to 1850 and encodes 607 amino acids. The transcript has a single exon. NCBI's taxonomy places the organism in Eukaryota, Metazoa, Chordata, Cladistia, Polypteriformes, Polypteridae.
AAAACAGCGCAUACAUAAAAUCACAGAUGCGCUUGCUUCUCCUUCCAGAUAUUGAGGAAUCAGAGAGCUUUCUGGAAAGAGUUUUCAUUAUGACCUGGCUGAAUGAAUCAAGACGGGAAAUAAAGAAGGAAGAGUCUGUGAAAAAUGUGUCUCAACUUUGCAAUAUUUUACAGCUAGCAAAAAUGGAAAUUCAAAAUACUUCUCCUCUGAAAGACUUGCAGGAAGUGAAGGUAAAACUGACCAGUGAAAUAGCAUUUUCAGUUUUUAUGUUAUGUAAACAUUUUAGGGAGAUGAAGCAAAUGGAGGAGUUAUCAUUGCUACUGUCCAUUGUGACAGUUGUGGGAUAUUCGGACACAGCUAACACAUUUCAGUCAGUUCUUGAUUAUCCAGAAAUCAUCUUCUUUCAUGAUGAGCUUAACAAAGCAAUGGAAAAGUAUUCAUCUUUAAGAAGGGAAAGCAUCUUAAAAUCACAGGCCUUUGUGAUCAUCACUGGCAUCACAGUAACAAAUAGAUUAACAAGAGUGACUCCUGAAGUGAAGAAGAAACGUCUGUCGUUCCUGGAGUCAAAUUUAAAGGAUGUCUUGCUUGAGGAUAUUGGAAACCUUCUACAAGAAUUCAGUGAGGGGCUUAUUGUCUGGAACAAAUUAGAGGACCAGCUUCACUCCAUAAUGAAUGGAACCUACCAGAAAAAUACUAAAGACGAAAGUGCAGAGUACGUCAAGACAAAAUUAGGGACUGUUUUGAAGAGGAGACCACGUUCAAAGAGUGAAAGAAAUGAAUCUGAACCAGUGAUGCCUCCACUCACAGACUCGCCGUGCUGUAAUGUGAUUGAACGGCUGCAGCUGAAGCCUUUUUUUCCAAAGAAGCUGACAAUGUCUGAUGUUUUGUUGAUUGACAAAUUCUCUCUGUACGAGUCUCAACCAUCCUCGGACCAUGACAUUCCUUUUUGCUUUCUCCAGAAACUUCUCAUGAUUGAUUACAAAGCAAGACAAAUUGUAUUUAAAACAACAAAUGCAGAAACUGAAUCUUCUGAAAGUAAUGUUCAGACAACUAAUGCAAUCAGUCUGGAAGACUUUUUGGGUGCCACUGACAUUUUUAACGAUAAUACCGAUUGCAGUGUCAAACCAGCAAGCCUUCACUUCAUGGAUGUCCAGAUGGCUGUCUAUCACUGCUCUGACAUGUUUCUCUGGCAGUACAUCACAUCCAAGCUCUCGAUUUGCCAGUUUGCUCUUCCAUUGUUAGUGCCCAAUCCGUCCACUACAAAGAUUGAAUUGCCAAUAUGGUCCUUUAGACCACUGAAAAGGAGUUGGAAAUGUGCAGAUACACUCAGCAACCAAAGUGCUCCCCUGAAGAGCUUCACUGCUAACAUCUGUAGCACACCAGUGCCUAUGGUGACAUUCAUGCGGUUUGGCCGUUGCACUUCAUCAAAGUCCCAGAUCAUGAAUGGUUUAUUAAACCAUCAAAAGCAUGACACUUUUUAUCACAGGGAUUGCAAAGGAAGCAGUAAUGAGAGUCUGCUAAUGGAUGGGGUUGUAGAGAUCUCAUGGUACUGUCCAGCUGGAAAUAAGGAUGACCAGUUUAAUGAGUGUAUUGCAUUUACAAAUCUCCGAGGGGAUGCACGAAAACAUGACAAGCAAGUCCAGUUUCUUUUAGAAACUUCAAGCAUCAAUGUUGUUGUUCUGAUGGAAGAUUAUCUGGAUUCAAUAGGUAAAGAAAUAUUAACACAGCUUGUGCAAUCUCCAAAUCCUCUAAUCUGCUUGUAUGCAGAUAAAACAAACCUUGCAAAAGGAAAUCACAAGACCAAAGUGAAAUUAGCUCUGAGGAAUCGAAAUCAGUCUGAACUUAUUUAAGAACUAGCAGAGUGCAUUCAGGGCCUUCUGACAAAAUCCAAUGUGAAAUUCAGCAUUGAACAGGGUGCUGAUGUUGGUAGAAGAUUUAAUUUUUUAGUAGAUGAAGAUGACAAAGAUUGCACUGCCGCUAAAAAGAUGGCAGAAACUGCAGUGAAGCCAUUAAGAGAGAUGUCACUGUCAGAUGCUAAAGAAAAGUUCAUUCCACUUCAAGGGAAUUUAUGGCACAACUGGUGUAAAAAAAAUAAAGAAACCAAUCACCUACGGGCAAAUGAAAAUCGAACCAUUGAGCAACAAAGAGGUGACAUUGAAAUGGAAAAAAAUCAUCUUCGAAAAGAACAGUAUAAGAGAGCUUUUCCACUAAAUAAUGUAAUGAGGGAAUUUAUUAACAAUCUCAACACUCAAUCCACAAUAAGACAAAAGUUCUUCCUGGCAUGGUUAGGACAAAUUCUUAAUGAUUUAACAUCAAGAAAACUUCAAACACUGGAGGAAAAGCAUUCAGAAUUAUGUGCAAAAAUGGAAGAGCAAAAGCGAAAGAGGCAAAAUACACAAGUCAUCAAAAAAGAAAUUGAGGUAUCUUCAGGUAGACUUGCGGCUUCCACUUUGGGUUUGGAACAUCUCCUUCGAGAAGUUGGUCAGAUCUAUGAGACGUUGGCAUCCCAACAUAUGAAAAAUGAAAUGUUUCUGUGUCUACCACAACUUGCUGCUGACCUCAUGAUUUCUGGGCAUUCCAUUGAACUGAUGGAUGGAGACGCUUCUCAUGUUUCUAUUACCUGGGUGAGUUCAGUCCUUGAACAGGUUAUUGCUAAGCUGGGAGACAAAAGAGUUUUUGUUCUUUCUGUUUUAGGAAUUCAGAGCACUGGGAAGUCAACUUUGCUGAAUGCAAUGUUUGGUCUUCAGUUUGCUGUGAGUGCUGGUCGUUGCACCAGAGGAGCCUUCAUGCAGCUACUUAAAGUCAAGCAUGAAAAUAAUGAACUCAACUUUGACUAUGUGCUGGUGGUCGACACUGAAGGACUUAAAGCUUUAGAGCUCGGAGACAAAGCUACUCUGAAACAUGACAAUGAGCUUGCAACAUUCGUAAUUGGCAUUGGCCAGCUGACUCUGAUCAAUAUAUUUGGGGAGAACCCUUCUGACAUGCAGGAUAUUCUUGAAAUAUCAGUGCAGGCCUUUAUGAGGAUGAAAAAAGUUAAACUGUCUCCAAGCUGUAUUUUUAUUCAUCAGAAUGUUGGAGAAAUAACAGCAGGAGAAAAGAAUGUGGAAGGAAGGAGGCGGCUACUGGAGAGGCUCGAUUUCAUGACGCAAACUGCAGCAAAACAGGAGAUGUGUGAUAUCUCACGAUUUACAGAGGUCAUCAAGUUUGACAUCAACAGGCACGUCCACUAUUUCAGUCACCUUUGGGAAGGAAACCCUCCAAUGGCCCCGCCAAACCCAAGAUACAGUGAAAAUAUUCAGAAAUUGAAGCAAUCUCUAUUUUCUGAAGAAAUGCAAGAGGGGAUUAUAAAGAUUUCAGAAUUUAAAACCCGCAUGGAGGACCUCUGGUCUGCUCUUCUGGAUGAGGACUUUGUCUUCAGUUUCAAGAAUACAUUGGAGAUUGCGGCGUAUAGGAAGGUGGAGGAGAAGUAUGCAGACUGGAGCUGGCGGCUGAGGAGCCACAUGCUUGAGAUUGAGAACGAGCUUCGCAACAGCAUUGAAAAUGAAACAGUUCAAGAUAUGGGAGAUUUCAAAUUGGAUGAAAAAAUUCAGGUGAUAUAUGAAGCAAUUACAAAGGAGGUGAAUGAUUACUUCGCUAAAGAAAAAGAUAAAGAAUUAAAAAUUCAGUGGAAAGCAAAACCUGAACUUGGUUUGAAGGAUCUCCAAUCAGAGCUUGUCAAAGGGACUGAAAGGAAAUUAACUGAUUUCAUUAAAAUGAAGCAGGGUCUGAAAAAAGUAGAAGAGCAGAAAGGAAAGUACGAGUCGGAGCUGAUGAAGAGCAGCCAGGUUUUGGCACAAGACCUUAAAGGUAAAAAUUUGACAUUACAAGAACUAGAAAAUGCCUUUCAGAAGAUGUGGACUCUGUGGGUGACUCGAGUGAAAUCAGAGAUGCCCGAUGUUCAGCCACCCAACAUAAAGGCCCAUGCUGAUGCGGUUUUGUUGGAAACGUUUGAAAGGAAACUAAUUGACUCCUGCAAACAGAGCAAGUCUUACAUCAGAAUCCUUUACGUUGAUGAUUUUUCCUUAUAUCUACAAAUGGAGAAAAGAUUAAAGAUGUGGGAGUAUUCCAUAGUCCAGCAGGAUCAGCUCUGUAUUAGAAACCUCACCAGCAGCAUAAUACAGGACAUUAAUGACUACAUUAAAGAAAAGGAGGCAGCCAGAGUCGAUUACAAUAAAAGCUUUAUGUAUGAAAUCGUCAACACAAUUGUAAAAGCAGUAAACAAAUGUAAGUGUAACCAAAAUAGGUUUAAAAUUAAAAAGGAAUACGCAAUUGACAUAGCGUUGCAUUUAAGAGGUGAUGUCAUACGGCGAUUUCAAAAGAUGAACCGUGUAUUUCAGAAGGUUAACAAUCCUCUGGAAUAUCUAGAAAAUAAAAAAGAAGACUACUUUGGGCGUUUUCAGAUAUACUGCAGCGGGGCGAGCGCAGCUACUGUGCUAGCAGACUGCGUCACUCGAGAACUAAAAAAAGCCAUCCGUCAGGAAGUCUACAAUAAAAGUUCUGCACUACUAGCUACAGAAAUACGAUGUGGUGAUCAAGCGUUAAAUGGAAAUAAAUCCAAGCUUGAGAAUCACAUCUUACUGUCUCUUUUAGAAAAUCUAGAUUUUAGAAGAUGUGAGCAGUACAUUGAUAACCCAAAGGCAUAUUAUGAGGCGUUUAUUAAAGAACGAGAAGAGGCCUAUUUUUCAAGCCGAAAUCCUAGACUUUUUCGUAUAUGCACAGAAAAACUUGAAAACAUCAAGAGUAGCGUUUCUUUGGCCAUUUCUAAAUCAGCUGCUUAUUUUGGAAAUACUCGUACAAAAGCAACUGCUUGGAUAGAAAGGUUUUGCAAAGAACUUAAAAAUGAAAUAGUUUUCUCUAUUAAUAAUGUACGAGGCUUCGAAGGUCAGGAUAUUCAGAACAUGAAUUUCUUUAAAGAAAGCAUCAAUGACUUACUAAAUAGUACAUAUUUAGAAUUUAAGGAAGAGUUUAGUGGCAAGACCCCUCUUGAUAGAAAGCUGUUUAGGUCUCAGCCUCAUGAGGAAUUGUUCAAACAGUGUUGUGGUUGUUGUAAAACGUGUCCUUUGUGUUCUGCCAUGUGUAUAAACACAAUGCCAACCCAUGAAGGUGACGAUCACUGUGCUCAGUUCCAUCGGCCCCAGACAAUUCGUGGUAUAAAAUGGUACAAAACUGACCGACUUGUGACUGAUAUUUGCUCAAGUCUUGUCGCCAGUGACUGUCUUCUAGUGCUUUCAGAAGACAACAAAAUUCCUUACAGAGAUUAUCGGCAGGCAGGUCCCGAGUACGCCUGUUGGUCCAUCACACCAGAUAAGUCAUUGCAGCCAUUCUGGAAGUGGUUUGUAUGUCACUUUAAAGAAGACUUGGAGAAGAAAUACAACGGGUGCUUAACUGACAUCCCUGAUCAUUGGAAAACCAUUACAAAGGAGAAUGUCAUUGAAGCACUGAAGAAAUAGUGGGGAAUGAUUGAAAAUUUUAUAAGAAUGAAAAAUAAAUUAUAACACAAAUUAAUCUUAAUUUUGGGUGAAUGACCUCAUCCCAACCUACGAGUGAGUUCAGUCACUUUAAAUUCACAAGCAGUUACUGGUCCUAUGCUGUAAAUCUAAUUUGGACUAAAGUGUAUUUUGCUUCAGUAUUUAUCUCUACUGCCUAACAGCAUCACUCUGGGUGAUCUCUGCACAUUCACUCUGUGUCUGUGGUUAACUUUUUCCUCCCCAUCCCAAAAGUGUGUUGUUUAGGUUCAUCGUCAGCUCUGAGCUGGUCCAGUUAUGGAUAUUUGCUUGAGUGUGCCUUGUGAUGGACUGACACCGUCUCCAGGGUUGGUUCCCACUUUACCUCAAGAUCCUUCAUUCUACAUGUUUGCAAGUGGUAUUAUUAUAAAAAAUAUAUUUAGAUGACCAAAACUCUUCUUCAAGUUUAAUACAAUCAUUUAUUUUGUCCAUCAUUAUAUUCUGCUUUUUAUUGUAUAUGCAAUAAUUUCUGCAUUGUUUCAUAAUCUAAUAAAAUUAUUUCAGCAUGACAUCCUC